UCCCGCGUCGCCGCAUUAGCAGAAGUGCUAAAACUAUCGACACGAUGCGCUUCAUUACGGAGUCCGUUUGGAGCGCCGCGAAGUUUCGACAAAGCAGGACCACAACGACUUGAACGUCACCAGACCAAGACACCGUUCUUCGAGUCUUCGCGUCGGGAGCAACUCGUCUCGGUUCGUGAAGCCGUUUCAGCUAUUUUAGCUUAGCAGGCUGGCCGCUGUCGAAGAGGAGCCGACGCGGCUCAUGUCGCGGAGAGCAAAUAGACGAGUGUGAUCGUCGCGUAAAAUGUGUGCACAACCAACAGCGCAGUGCGCGGAGGAACUCUGCGAAAGAAAAGAAAAGAAGCGGCGACCACGUCAAACAUUCCCACCGGACGCCGUUUUAAGGCCCCGAGUUGGGUUCCACGAAGCAGACGUCAGCCAAGAGCUUCGCUGUGAAGAGCAGGAGCCGGAGCCCCUCCGCAUAAAAGAGGAAGAGGAGCCGGACCCCGCUCACGUUCAAGGCGAGGCGCCGGAUUCCACUUUGAUUAAAGAGGAAGACCAGGAAGCCGACGUCACCCACUUUCCACUGACGGUCAUUGUGAAGAGUGAAGAUGAGGAUGAGGAGGAAGCUGAUGGAGAGCCCCGUGGAGGAUCUGCAUCAGGCACCUUCUUCGCGCCGCUGACAGACAGCGACGACGCCACGUCACACGCUCCUGACACAGAUGAUGAUGAUGAGGAGGAGGAGGAACCGGAACCCUCCAAAGGUGCUACGAUGUGUCCCACCAAACGUGUGAAAUGUUCCCAGUGUGACAAAACAUUUUACAAUAAGUCGACAUUGAAAAGACACACGAGGACACACACCGGAGAGAAGCCUUUUGCCUGCUCAAUUUGUGGGAAAGGAUUCUCGAUCAAGACAAACUUAACGAGGCACAUCCGAAGACACAAUGGAGAAAAAGCUUUUGCCUGCUUAGUUUGCCAUAAACGAUUCUCCAUCAAGGAAGAUUUGAAAAUACACACAAGGACACACACUGGAGUGAAACCUUUCGCUUGCUCAGUUUGCGGUCAAAGAUUCUCUCGAAAUACAAUUUUAACGACACAUAAAAGAACACACACCGGGGAAAAACCCUUUGCCUGCUCGGUAUGUGGGCUUCGAUUCACUCAAAAGACCAAUUUAACAAGGCACACAAAAACCCACACCGGUGAGAAACCUUUUGCUUGUUCCGUCUGUGGGAAAACGUUUAACCGAAAGACAAAUUUAGCAGCGCACUCCAAAACACACGCUGAGGAGAAACAAUUCAGUUGUGGUGUGUGCGAGAAAAGGUUUCAUUUCAAGCGUGACGUGAAGAGACACAAAUGUGCUGGCGAAAAGAGCAGCCAGCAAUGAAGCUGCUGAAAGAGAAAAGAAAAAAA
This is a messenger RNA of Hippocampus comes (tiger tail seahorse), 1389 nucleotides long. Its product is annotated as zinc finger protein 525-like. Gene Ontology annotation, molecular function: RNA polymerase II cis-regulatory region sequence-specific DNA binding; DNA-binding transcription factor activity. The transcript is spliced from 2 exons. Bases 284 to 1363 code for a protein of 359 amino acids. The record is from RefSeq and is a predicted model, not a curated record. Lineage: Eukaryota; Metazoa; Chordata; Actinopteri; Syngnathiformes; Syngnathidae. Gene Ontology annotation, biological process: regulation of transcription by RNA polymerase II.